GUGACUUGUGAGUGCGCGGCUUUGUGUGGAAUCGUGUUAUGUUUUGUGUUUUUUCUUUUGCGUCAUCAUCGCCGCACGUAUAGUUUCACCCCCCUCCAUCAAACCGUAGGUGAUAAUUGGUGUGAGUUUUAACCCGUCGUCCUGUGAAAGACGGGAUUUGAUCUAACCGUCACUCGAACAUUGCGCCGGACGCAGUACCAGCAACACACAGACUGAGAAAAUGAUGUGAAGGACGCUGAGGCACUCCUGCCAGAGGAUGAAACCCUGACGAGAAAUAAUUCGCUCUGAUCCGCUCUCCUAACCCCGUAGACGAGGAUCGUUCACCAUGAUGGAACCUCCGCCCACCAGCAAAGUCCUACGUACUCCGAGCCUGAAAAGGGGUCAGGAGAAUGUCAGGAUUCAAGAUCGGAUAAAAUUAGAACGUGUCCUGGGCGUGACUGUGUCGAGCAACGCAGCGUUGGACUGCGACCAGACGAACGGACUCGUUGCGUAUCCGGCUGGAUGCACGGUGGUGUUGUUCAAUCCGCGAAAAAACAGUCAGACACACGUGCUCAAUGCGUGCCGAAAGACCGUUACGUCACUGGCUCUAUCCGGGGAUGGAAAACUUCUGGCUACCGGCGAAUGCGGCCACGUGCCGAAUGUCCGUGUUUGGGAUGUCGCCGAUCCUCACAAUGCCGUUCAGAUCGCAGAAUUUCCCGGACACAAGUACGGCAUCAAUUGCGUGGCGUUUUCACCCGGGAACAAAUACGUUGUCUCGGUCGGUUCCCAGCACGACAUGAUCGUCAACGUCUGGGAUUGGAAGAAUAACGUGAAAGUGGCCUCUAAUAAAGUCUCGAGUAAAGUGAAGGCUGUAUCCUUUGCUGAAAAUGGCAACUACUUUGUCACCGUUGGAAACAGACACGUCAAGUUCUGGUACUUGGAAUACUCGCGCAGUGCCAAGUACAAAGAGCCUGUACCCUUGAUGGGUAGAUCGGCUAUUCUCGGUGAGCAAAGGAACAAUGAUUUUGUCGACGUUGCCUGUGGACGGGGCGAAAUGGCUGACUCGACUUACGCCAUUACAAAGACUGGACUCCUCUGUGAAUUUAAUAAUCGAAGGCUUUUAGAUAAAUGGGUUGAGUUAAGGACAAUCAGUGCAAAUUGCAUGGCUGUUGGUGCCGAGUAUAUUUUCAUUGGCUGCGCCGAGGGUAUAGUGAGGUGUUUCAGUCCCGUCUCGUUGGAAUUCGUUACGACUUUACCCAGAACCCAUUACCUCGGUGUUGAUGUUGCCCAAGGGUUGACGAUCAGUCACAUGUCUCAGCAUCCAGCCAGCGCCAAAUAUCCGGACACGAUUGCCCUGGCUUUCGACGAGUGCCACCAUAAAUUGACUUGCGUCUAUAAUGAUCACAGUAUUUACGUUUGGGAUGUGAGAGACAUAAGGAGGGUCGGAAAAUCUCACUCGUUUCUUUAUCAUUCGGCGUGUAUAUGGGGCGUGGAAAUGUAUCCUACGGGAUCCGAUUCUGUCACUGCCAUGCCGCCCGGGAGCUUUGUUACUUGUUCGAGUGACGACACUAUUCGCGUAUGGAACCUAGAAAAGGAUUUACUACCCGAUGACACUAUGUACAGGAGGAAUAUCUACAGCAACGAACUACUGAAGGUGUUGUACAUCGAUCCGGAAUUGACGUAUUUAAAGGAUCUAGACUUGGCUGCAGCGGGAUCUGCAGAAAAAAGUGACGCGUCUUACGACGGACGGAAUGGGGUCAGAUCAAUUCGGAUCAGUCCCGACGGUAGACACCUUGCAUCUGGUGAUAGGUCUGGUAAUAUUCGAAUUCACGAGGUGUCUACUCUAGAAGAAAUAUGCCGUGUCGAAGCCCACGACGCGGAGGUGCUUUGUCUUGAGUAUUCUAGGUACUCGAAGUUUUCUAAAGAAGAUACUCCUAAGCUGUUAGCCAGUGCGUCUAGAGACCGACUGAUUCACGUGUUCAGCGUGGAUCACGGUUACAAUUUUGUACAAACUCUUGACGAUCACAGCUCGUCCAUAACGGCCGUCCGAUUCUUCAAUCAAACGAAUCAAACCAACCAGAUACAGAUGGUCUCAUGCGGUGCAGACAAAAGCAUAAUCUUCAGACAGCUUCAAGGGACGCCCGGCGGGACGCCACAGUUUGCUAGAGGCCAUAAUGCAGCUGGAAAAACAACGUUGUACGAUAUGGAAGUGGAUUCAAGUCAGAAGCACGUUUUAACAGCUUGCCAGGACAGAAAUAUUCGAGUUUACAAUGUAGCCACUGCCAAACAUAGUAAAACAUUCAAGGGAUCCGCUGGAGAAGAUGGAUCUCUCAUUAAAGUUGUCUUGGAUGCCUCAGGGAUAUAUGUUGCUACUUCCUGCACGGAUAAAACACUAUGUGUGUACGACUACUAUAGCGGAGAAUGCAUGGCAACGAUGCUGGGCCAUUCGGAGCUGGUUACAGGUCUGCGGUUCAGCCCCGAUUGUCGACAUUUAGUGUCGGCAAGCGGAGAUGGCUGUGUUUUUGUGUGGAAAGUUCCCCACGACAUGGUUGUCACCAUGCAAGCCCGACUCGCUCAGCAGGCAAUGCGAGCAGGAAAGAGGCCACAACUAGUCAAUGGAGGUGGCAUUGCUCUUCAUCUGGACAACGAAACGUUUGGUGCUCCGCCACCAGAAUUUCUUGACCCAAAUGCAAAUCCUACUCCACAAGGAACUGGAAUCGACUAUCGAUUCAGUGUUGGACAAUUACCUCUAUGGGCUAAAAAACAAAUAACCACUGCUGCUACAACAGAAGAACCGCCUGCACUUGGCGGUGGGGUCAGGACGCUUGGCGUUGAUCUGCCAAAAGGGCGAUGGGCACAGAGAGUUCAACAAAGUGAUGGCAUCACUGUCAAGUCAGUUUACGAUAGUGAUCCAGUCAUUCCAUUCCCAUCUCCCCGUGUUGGUGGCGGAGUAGACUCUGACGGUGGAGGAGGCGGAGGUGGCUCUAAAGACAGCUCCAUUGAUAGUGGUACCGAAACUAAAUGUAGCAGCGAUUAUAGACGAGAUACCAUGAUCAUCAAAAGGGACGACGAAGAAAAUGAAUUUCAGCCAUGUCCAGAUAGUUACAGAGAAUUGACUGAUGAUUCAAAACAGGUGAUGGGAGGUAACGUGACCAUAACUAGAGGUAGCAAUUUGACGGAGUUGACUCGACAUUCAAGAAGCCGCCAUCAUACGGAUGACAGCAGCCUUGGAAGUUUCAAGUUCGAGGACCAUGAGAGUACCGAACAUGAUGGGGAUGUCGAAGACUACUCAGAGGGAGAGAAUGGUACGACUGGUUCUGAAAAGUCUCACCACCAUCAUCCACUCAUGUAUUACCCACCCACCGAAGAUAUUGUCUCGAAUCAAUUCACUGUUAACGCCAUGGACGUUGAAGAACUCAGAAAAUCUCAGAGGCGGUUGAAAAAACCAAGAAAUGGAGAGACUGUACGAACUAACGAGCUCACAGCAUCUGGUAGUCAGGAUGACUCAGACUCGGAAGGCGGAGCAUCGACGCCAAGUGCAGAGCGCAAUCCUCUAUCUAUGCUCUCAGAAGUGAGCUCCGAGAGUUUUGACCAAUUGGCCAAUCAAAGUCACCGUGAGAAAUAUCUAAAGAGUGCAUUUGAAUCCCUGAGCGGUGCUGAAGAACCAACAAACACGUUGAAGACGACUAGUAUAAGUUCAAAAUUUCAUGGAAGGACCAAUUCCACUGGCGAAAGUGGGGCAAGCAGGGUAAGAAACGUGGCUGUGAUAAAUGCAGCAAAACAUACGAGAGGUGAUACAGAUGCAACUAAGAAGCGAGAGGAACUACAGAGGAGAAUAGAAGAAACUAGAAGAAAAUUACAAAGUGUUGGAUAUCGGUCAUCUUUGAAAUCAAGUCAGAGUAUUUCCGAUCUCAGUAGUCACAUUCCCGCAGAGAAGCAUCACCGACAAAGCCGAUUGAACACAGUUGGCACUAGUGGGGGGCGGCUGUCCUCAAAAAUUAUUGACAGCGAGGAAGAGGGAGGUGGUAUGCGACGUGCCUGCUCACUUAGCGACCUCUCCGUCAGUCCACCAAACCGGUUACUGCAUGGUCCGAUAAAAGUUUCAGGAAAGCUUAGCACCAAAAACGGAAGUAGCUCUUCUAGGGGGAACGGUAGCGGGGGCAAUGGAGGUCAGUCAAGACAUACCGCAGGGAAAGGCUAUGCUAAUCACAUGACACGCAGCAGCAGCGUAGGUGUAUUGAAUCAGCAAAGUGACUCCGAGUCAGACGUGGGUAUUUCUAGUGGUGGAAGAGGUUGGAGCAAUCAAAACAGUGGAAGCAGAAUAAGUGGCUUGAUGAGGCCAACGAUAAGCUCGCAAAAUAAAGCAAACCAUCAAAUGAAAUCCACUUCCUCGUCGGGAAAUGGUCUUCCCUCGGUGCUACGGAGGCGUGGUAUGCAGGGAGCUUAUUCCAGUGUGAAUCUAAGUCAAGUAGGAAAUCAUGAAGACUCAAGUUCAGAGGACACUUCUUCGAAUGGGAAUUCAGGAAAACCAGCUCUACCACCACGGCCUAGAAGUAUCAGUAUCGAUCACUCCUCAGCUAGCAUACCAACUGCGAUGGUCAGAAGAUCAGGAUCGGCUGCAACGAUGACCAAUGGCAGGGGGGGAGCAAAUGGGCCAGCUGGACAAGGGGGAGGCAGGUUGGCAACUGCAAACCGAAACCAACUUGAACCAAGUCCUCAAGAACUUCCAGUCAAAGACACUGAUCAUGCGAUCGAUAUCGCCAGUGCCGAACUAGUCAUGGAUAACAGUUUAGUGUCGACUCAGUUGUGCAAUACGAUAGCAGAUGAGUUGACAAGAACAGCCGACAAUGUGGUACAGCUCUACAAACGCCUGACUCUCGAUAACUCGGGCGACCCAUCAGCUACGGCUCUCGAUAGAGAUACGAUGUUGCGUGGUUUGGAAUCGUCAGUUAACGAGGCCAUGCACACUUUGAGGCUAGUGGCAGCUAGUGCUGCGAACCACAAUGAAGAUGGAGGACAUGCGAAUGAAGCUACAGCCAAGUUCCAAGAACUUGUCGCUGGACAGGAUCAAGGCAAAGUUGUGAACAUGAUGCAACAGUACUCUGAGUUGCUUUUAAACCUGAUGCAACAGAGAAUGGGUGGACCCCAGACAAACCACACGUAAAUUUCGUCCGUGAGGUAAAUAAUCUGUCACGAACGUUGAAACAAUAAAUUUCAUGAGUGAUUUCUUCAGUACCGAGCCAUUCCGCGUAGUUUUCCAAUGAGUAUGAAUCAUGCUCCCUUCUUGACCAGCAACUAGAAUGUAUCUGGAUUGCAAGUUGAUGAAAAAAUGUCGGUCGAAUAAGAUGUAUUGAACUUAACAUAAAAUCGCAUCUUAAUUUUGUAAAACCUACGCUGUCUGAUGAACUUUUUGUUCUCGUUACAAUCAAAACAAAAAUUUUUUUAAAUUGCAUCCACGUUAAUAGAAAAUAUCUGAAAAUGAUUAUGGACUUGAACUGUCAGCAAUAGUUGAAAUUUCAGUCUACGUUCAGUAGGCUGGCAGAAAUGUUCAUAUCGAAAAGAUAUUUGAAAAAAAUACUAUUUGAAUGAAAUGCAUGAUCAAUUAUCUAAAUAAAACAGAUGUGAAAUUGAAUUUGCAUAAAAGUAUGGAUACGAAAAACUAUGGACAAGUAUAAUAUUGUCCACGUUGAUGAAUGAAAAAAAAAAAUUUCUUGAGAUGCAAUUGAUUUUUUCUUAAUUGCACAAUAUAUCGGAAUACGUGUAUAUCGACCUUAAUGUUUCGAAUUGAGGCCAUAGGCCAUGAAAUGCCAAUUAUUAAAGACUCGUAGAUUAUGCUAUCACCCAGAAAAUUAAUUAUUUAAAUAUCAUACAAUAUUGUAAGCUUAUCAAACGGGGUUUCAACCAUUAAUCAAGAGGCUUAAGUCCAAAAGUUAUUGCUUUCCGAAUGGUCGCAGUAAAAUUGUGCACCUACACCAUGGAACAUAAUUUCCUUAGCUCUUUUAUCAGGUAUAUAUAACAUCGUUAUUUUCAAUAAAUACAACACGCCAGUAAACACAAAUAAUUCAGAUCUAAUUGCAUAUUAAAUAAACCAUUAGUGUGCCGAGUCUGUGAUUAUUUGUUUUCCUGUGCAGAUAUUUUAAUUCCAAUCAUGACCAUUGGGAUGCUUGGAAUUGACAUUAUCACCUUACUAAUUCUUAUUAUGUAAUCACUAAAAUAUUUUUUGUAAUAUACUUGCUUGCGGUAACUUGUAGUUUUAACAAGGUAUGGAGAUGUCUCAUCCGAGGAUAAGUAACAUAUGCGUUCAAGUCAUUUAGGACUUUAACAUUCAUACAUGAACUUUUAUAUCUAGUCUUACGUUAGUUUUAUGAAAUUUUACAUGAGAACCUUACAAGUACCCAAUUGAUCAGGAACUAAUAUAUGAUGCAAAAUGCGAAUUAUUUGCACAGGCUUACAAAUAAUCUUAGUAUGCAAUAGUGUAUUUUUAUCAUAGGAGUGGAUAUAUUCAAAUAUUUUUCCACAAAUGUACAUGUAAAUUUUAGAAAAUGAGGUGAAUUUUUGCAAAUCCCUAGUUGAGUAAAGUUAUGUUUCAAUUUUAACCAUUGUGCUCAAUUAACGAAUAAUAAUAUACAAGCGAUUUUGAUUGAAAGAGGAAUUGUGUGUACUUCAGGAUGGAAUUGAAACAUUGAAAAAUGUGUAUUAUUAAUAUUAUUGAUAAUUUUUGCUACCCUAGUUCUAUUUUUUCAUACACUAUUCCUUCUUUAUUUAUUGUAAAGUCGCUCAUAUAGUGUGACAAAUAAAACCGUGCCAUUUAGAUUAGAAUUAGAUUCGAUUUUCAUACACAAAUACAAUGUUUAUCCCAUUUCAAUUUGACUUCAACUUGGUUCUACAUAUCUCUGCGAUAACGUGCGGAAAGAUUUUUGUAAUCAAACUUUCACGCUGUAUCAGCAGAUAUCCCGAUUUGUUGAACCACGUUUCACCUCAACCGAACCAUAAAUACAUGUUUAAUUCUUAAGAACCGUAGUGACUUAGUGUCAUGCGUCUUGCUAUAUAUAAUAAGUCUUGCUCCUGUUUCAUCUCUCCGUUCUAGAAAACAAUUUUGUACUGUUUUUCGGAUCUUGAAACGUUAAGCCCUCGUCAAGUGUUUGUAUUAUUUUCAAAAUGUGCUUCGUAAUGUAAAUAUUUUUUUCAUCAUUUCGUCACAAUAAUUACCUGCUAUGCCAACCUACUAUAUUGCUAUUUUUCAUAAUGUACCGAUUUUUAGAAGUGGUUGAGAUGUCAAAAUGCAAGAACUUCUUACAUAUUUCAGUAUUAAAACUUUCUCUUAAUAAUACACAUUUACCUUCGGACGAUUUGGUUGCUAGUUUUAUUGAAGCAAUUAUGACCAUGCAUCGUUAUAGUCAAAGAAUUAUGUUACCAGGGAAAUCGUAUUCAAAAACCUUAUUUGUCGAAUCUCAUUGAAAAAACAUUAAGCAUUUACCUAUUCGAAGGCAAUGAUUAUCAUUCCGAAAUAAUGGUACUGUACUGAUAAUUAAUAAUCACAUUGAUAACUAUUUGAAGAAAAAAAAAACCUGAAAAUUGAAACAGCUUCGGAGAAUUUGAAUUAUAGCUUUGUACAUUGUUAUGAAUGUUGUAUUAAGCUUUAGUAUUACAUAUUGAUAUUCGUCUUUUUAUUUGUACAUAUUUAUUUGCGCUAUUUCGGACUAAGACAUUUGACUUCAUAACAUAUAUACAUAUAAACCCGCAGGUGUAACGUUUAUUGUGUACGAACGUGUAACUUUUAUUAGUGUACCGUUUUGUAUAUUAUGUUAAUAAUUAAUAUAUGUAUAAUAGUUAAGUUUCAGUUUAA
This is a messenger RNA of Diprion similis, 7825 nucleotides long. RefSeq names its product mitogen-activated protein kinase-binding protein 1 (gene Wdr62). NCBI's taxonomy places the organism in Eukaryota, Metazoa, Arthropoda, Insecta, Hymenoptera, Diprionidae. Gene Ontology annotation, biological process: mitotic spindle organization; regulation of mitotic cell cycle. Gene Ontology annotation, cellular component: mitotic spindle. The record is from RefSeq and is a predicted model, not a curated record. Gene Ontology annotation, molecular function: protein binding. The transcript has 27 exons. Bases 326 to 5143 code for a protein of 1605 amino acids.